This is a messenger RNA of Chaetomium fimeti, 1113 nucleotides long. RefSeq lists its product as uncharacterized. Gene Ontology annotation, biological process: spindle pole body duplication. NCBI's taxonomy places the organism in Eukaryota, Fungi, Ascomycota, Sordariomycetes, Sordariales, Chaetomiaceae. The coding region runs from base 415 to 951 and encodes 178 amino acids. The transcript has 2 exons. Gene Ontology annotation, cellular component: half bridge of spindle pole body; mitotic spindle pole body. The record is from RefSeq and is a predicted model, not a curated record. Gene Ontology annotation, molecular function: microtubule binding; calcium ion binding.
ACGAAAGCCAGUCGCGUAAAGUGGACAGGGAUGGACGCGAUUUUGUCUUUGUCGAAGGUCGAUGCUCUGGAACUCAGGGAGGUGGAGGGGCAUCAACGUAACCAGCCACGCGACAAGCCGACUCGAGACAAGGCCCAACGGCGACAUCCUGCUUCAGACCUAGCGAUUUUGCUGCGAUUCUCCUUACGAAUAGCUCCCCGGUUAGCGAUACCGUUUCAUUGGGCACUGUUUGUUUUGAUUGUUUAUUUUGACAGUCGCCGCCCCUAAUUGCAUUGCAUCCAUCGCAUUGCAUCGCCGACCGCCUUCCCGCCCCGAGCGAACUCCCGCGACCUUCGCCUUUGCGCUCCGAGCUUCUUCUGCGCAUUCUGCGCCUCGCGCGCCAAUUGCAAUAAUACCACGCGCGCGACAGACACAAUGGCAUCCUCGGGGCGCGCAAUACAAUACACCAUCCCGGCAAGGGAAGACUUUAAUAAGCUCGCCGACGAACAAAAAACACGUAUCAACGAGGCAUUCGACCUCUUCGACUCCAACAAGGACGGCCUGCUCUCGUACGAGGAAUUCCGGUUCGUGCUGCGGGCGCUGGGGUUCGAGCUGCCCAAGGCGCAGACGUACGACCUGCUGAUCCGGCACGGGCAGAAGCCGGCGAGCUGGCCGCACGACCAGGAGUGCGCGCCCGUGUACCGCCAGUUCAGCCUGCCGACGGCGCAGGCCCUCUCGGGCACGCUGAUCCGCGGCCGCGACCCGCGCGAGGAGCUGCGCCGCGCCUUCCGCUUGUUCGAUACCGACGGCAAGGGCAUGAUCACCCAGGACGACCUGCGCAAGGUCAGCAAGCAGGUCGGCAACAACAUACCCGACGCCGACAUCGUCGCCAUGGUCGAGGAGUUCGACGCGUCCGGGAAAGGGGGGGUGGACGAGGACGAGUUUUUGAGGUUGAUGAUGUCCAAGAAGUGACACGCGUUCUGUUGUUGGUUUUUAUCUGCUGGGGCGGUGGGUGGCAAGCUUGAUACCCAGGCGGCUGUGUCGUGCGUGCGUGGGGGUGUGAGUAGAGUGGACUGUGUUUGGAUGACGAUGGACUGUGGGAGCGAGCACUUGACCAUGGGGGGGGGAGCUCGA